Klebsormidium nitens is the source of this 2555-nucleotide messenger RNA. NCBI's taxonomy places the organism in Eukaryota, Viridiplantae, Streptophyta, Klebsormidiophyceae, Klebsormidiales, Klebsormidiaceae. The record is from the annotation of a GenBank genome assembly.
GCAGAACUGCAACCGCAUGCACCAUGCGAAGAAUAGCUGGAGAAUGCCAAGAGCCUGCACGUCACUAUCUAAAAAGCAGGCGGACCAUGCUGUAGCCGAGAGGCUUUUCGGAUGAUUUCAUGGCUAUGUGCCUCGUCAACAUAUUAGCAUUUCUCCAAAUUGAGGAAUCCUUGGGAGACUGGAAUUGUCGGCAUUGUGCAACAUCCGAAAGCUAAGAGCAGUCAACCUGCAAUGUCGCUUCUGUGAGGUUGAAGGUCUGCCUUCAGAUACGAGCGAAGCAUGUAAUGCUGAGGACAGGCGUCAGGGAAGUAGAGGGUCAAGGAAGAUGGAUCCUUCCGCGCCGAACAACAGCUCCAGGAAUGCAACUUCAAGCAGCGCUUCUUCUUCUUAUUCUUCACCCCUGCGGCCCACCAUGGGUGAAUCGAACAAGGGCAACAGCUGCAUGGAUGAGGCCACCCCACAGAUGCAAGGCUGUCCCACUUUCCGGCCUCUGCCAAGCUCCCUUGUCCGAGACAUAGCAGAGUGGCGUCCAGAGGGGCUGAAGCAAGUGAAGGCACCCCUUGUUGAAACAGGGGAUGUUGAGGAUGAUCGAUCCUCGGGGGUCCUUUCCUGGGCACACUCUGCCAGGGUACGGCUGUCAGACUCGUCGCAGACCGUGGCUGCAGGCGUUGCCAGCACCUCAGGACGCCCCUUUGAGCAGACCAGCUUCGCCUCCGCAUCCCUGACACCUGUCCCAGACGAACCCAGUGCCUCUGAAUCACAAUACAGUGCCAGCUGGGCGGACAUUGACAGCUGGCGCCCCUCGGGUCUCUCCCCACUGAAGGCCCUUCGCCCCGCAGUUCCCCCCCCAGCUGUUGAGAUCCUUUGCAGGCAGCCUGUGUCUGCCCCCCGCGAGUUGCCCCUGGACCUGGUAGAGGCCAUUGCCUCCUUCCGGCCUUUUGGCCUGGCCCCCAUCCGUGUGCAGGCACGUGAUGAUGACAGUGAAGCGGACUCCAGCAGCAGUGCCGGCGGGACCCCUCAGGCGCCCCAUGCCAAUGACAGAGCCCCCACCACAGCAUUUGAGGUUGAGAGGCAAGCUGCAGACUGGCGGCCAGCUGGCUUGAAGCCCAUUCGCAUCAGGCGGGCAGCCAUAGAUGAAAGCCAGAACACCCCCACUGCACCCAAAGCUGCGGGCGCCAGCCUCCGCUGCGUCUUUGGGUCUCCAGAAAUGGACAGCCCGCGUGCCCCCCCCACACCGAACGAAGCAGACAACAGCCUAUCGCCCACGGUCAUCCCGGACCUGACUGCCUGGCGGCCGGGCCUCUCCCCCCUGCGCAUGUCCAGCCCGCCCCAGCCAGGCAGCGGCGAGCCCUCCCCCCGCUCGCAGGCCAGCCCGCUGCCGUCCCCGCACUCAGGCUCUCCUCGCCCGCGCUCGCGCGACACCGUUCGCCUGGAGCGCGACCUGGGGCCCCUCCCCGCACUGCUGGCGGAGGGCAAGCCCAGCGGCGCGGCGAGCGGGCGCAGCAGCCCAGGCACGCCGCGGUUCAAGAGCCAGGCGCAGCGCAAGGGCCUCACCAUCCAGAGCCGGCUGCGCCGCGACGACGCAGACAGCAACGCGGACAGCGAGAACACGCCCCCGGGCAGCAUCACUCCCAGCGUCACACCGGGGGCGUCCACGCCAAAGGCUUCCACCCCGAAGUCGCCCGGGCCGUCCCCACUGGUACCCUCCAACAGGCAAAGGGCAGCGCAGGCAGGGCGGUGGGGGGAGAAGGAGGCCAAGAAGAGCGGGGCAGAGAGCACGGCAAAGGACGAGCUUGCUAGCGCUGUGCAGCUGCUGGUUGCCCUUCCCUCGUUGGCGAUGCUGGACCGUUCAAGCCUUCAGGACGUGGCGGGAGCGGCGAAGCUGCAGCGGUAUGGACCGUCCGAGACCGUGGUCCACCAAGGCGCUCCGGUGGACACUCUGCUCCUGGUGGUGCGCGGUACGCUGGCGGCCUGGCAGGACGGUACGGCCACGCCGCUCUUCCACCUCUCCGAGGGCGCCGCCUGCCCGCAUCGCAUCUCAGCGGCAUCCCUCCCCGGGUGGGCUGCCAGCAUGGUGGCCGGCGAGCAGGGCGCCAGCUGCCUGCUGGUACCGCUGCACGCCAUCCACAAGAGGGCCACGCCGCCCAGCGCGGGGCCGCCCGACCAGGGCCUGGCAUCGGAGAGCGUGUACUGAAGGAACAAGCGGCUCUCAGCUGUGGAUAUUAACCUUCAAGUUGAUGCCAAAAUCUAUGUUGUUGCUGACUCGUGUUUUGGAAAAUUCACAAUCCGGGUCCUUCAUCGAAGACGUGUGUUGGAUGCAAAGAGUUUCGUCCGACCUGGUUCUAAGAAAGACAGCUUUUAAGUUGCAAUUAUCCGCGGUGGUGAAUGAGCGUUGGGAGGACGAGUAGCUGCAGAGAUUGAAGACGGGUAGACAAUUUCUGACGUCGAACAAAGGCCUUGGUCGACUGGUGCACGCGGCUGUAUAAUAGACUAUUAGAUUGAAGUUAACGUAUAUGUGAGACUCCGUUUAAAUACACUAGCAGGUCCAAUGCAAG